UCAUUCACUCCACUCUGACCUCGCCACCAUGCAACACUCUCUCGGCUCCAAUCUUCUUCCGCCGGAAACAUCCUCACGUUUUCAUUUACGCCCACAAAUCAAGCAUGCAAAUAUUACUAAGUCCCAACUUCUCAUUAAUAACCCUUUCAAGAAAACAACAAAACCUCCAGACUUCCCUCCUCUUCUCACUUCACCGGCGACGUCACCUCCGUCUCCGGUUAAGCUCAAGCUGACCCAUCAUCACUUAAACCCUCUCCAGAAGCUAGCAGCUUCCAUGCUCGACAAAAUCGAGUCCUCCCUCGUUGUACCAAUGGAACAAAACCACCCGCUACCUAAACCGACCGAUCCAUCUAUUCAAUUAUCUGGAAAUUUCGCUCCCGUUAAUGAAUGUCCGGUUCAAAACGGUUUAGAAGUCAUCGGUAAUAUUCCUCCUUGUCUACAUGGAGUCUACAUCCGCAACGGCGCUAAUCCUAUGUUUCCGCCGUUAGGUGGACACCAUUUGUUUGACGGUGACGGAAUGAUUCACGCAGUUAGCAUCGGUUCUGAUAACCGGGUUAGUUACAGCUGCCGGUACACUAAAACAAACCGGCUUGUUCAGGAAGCCGAGCUUGGCCGGUCGGUUUUCCCUAAAUCCAUCGGCGAGCUUCACGGUCACUCGGGUUUGGCUCGACUCGCUUUAUUCGCCGCUCGAGCUGAGAUUGGUCUUGUGGACGCGACACGUGGCAUGGGUGUAGCUAACGCCGGCGUCGUUUACUUUAACGGAAGAUUAUUAGCCAUGUCAGAGGAUGAUCUCCCUUACCACGUGAAGAUCAACGGCCAUGGAGAUCUCGAGACGAUUGGACGGUUCCAAUUCGAUGAACAGAUCGAUUGUCCAGUAAUAGCGCAUCCUAAAGUGGACCCUACCACAGGAGAUCUUCACACGCUGAGUUACAAUGUUUUGAAGAAACCUCAUCUCAAAUAUCUUAAAUUCGACACGUGCGGGAAAAAGACACGUGACCAUGACAUCACACUCGAGCAACCCACGAUGAUUCACGAUUUUGCAAUAACCGAAAAUUUUGUCGUGAUCCCAGAUCAGCAAAUGGUAUUCAAAUUAUCCGAAAUGAUUCGGGGCGGGUCACCGGUUAUCUACGACAGAGAGAAGAUGUCUAGAUUCGGGGUUUUGUCAAACCAGGAUCCGACCGGGUCGAGUGUAGAUUGGGUCGAUGUACCCGACUGCUUCUGUUUCCAUCUAUGGAACGCGUGGGAAGAGAUAACCGAGGACGGCGACCCGGUUAUCGUCGUCAUUGGGUCGUGCAUGAACCCGCCCGAUACGAUUUUCAGCGAAUCUGGAGAACCGACUCGAAUUGAAUUAACUGAAAUACGGUUAAACCUGCGGACAAAAGAAACGAACCGGAAGGUCAUUGUAACCGGGAUGAAUUUAGAAGCGGGUCAAGUAAACCGGAAUUUCCUGGGCCGAAAAACCCGGUUCGUUUAUUUAGCGGUAGCGGAUCCUUGGCCGAGAUGCAGUGGCAUCGCAAAAGUUGAUUUAGAGAACGGAACCGUUAUCCAAUUCAAAUACGGACCGGACCGGUUCGGUGGCGAACCGUAUUUCGUACCGGAGGGAGAAGGAGAAGACGAAGGGUAUGUAAUGGGGUUUGUGAGGGACGAAGAGAGAGAUGAGUCGGAGUUUGUGGUGGUUGACGCAUCGGAGAUGAAGCAAGUCGCGGCGGUGCGGCUACCGGAGAGAGUACCGUACGGUUUCCACGGAACGUUCGUGAGCGAGAAUCAGUUGAAGGAACAAGUUUAAUUUCUGACGUAGGUGUAUUUUCAUAAUUGUGCAAACCCUCCUUUUAAUAGUUUGUGUUUAAUUGCUUUGUUAGUAUAUCAUUUGUGUAUAAGA
Molecule: messenger RNA, 1879 nt
Organism: Brassica oleracea var. oleracea
Lineage: Eukaryota; Viridiplantae; Streptophyta; Magnoliopsida; Brassicales; Brassicaceae
Product: 9-cis-epoxycarotenoid dioxygenase NCED6, chloroplastic
Exons: 1
Coding region: 29-1786 (585 amino acids)
Biological process (GO): carotene catabolic process
Cellular component (GO): chloroplast stroma
Molecular function (GO): carotenoid dioxygenase activity
Source: RefSeq, a predicted model, not a curated record